ACUUAUUUUUUCUGAUCUGAUCUGAUCUGAACUUAUUUUUUCUGAAAUAAGUAAAAAUAAGGUGAACUAAACAGGGCCUAAGUCGGCAAUAAUUUCUACUGGUGAUUUGAAUUCCUUCACCUCCGAUCCAAUUUGAUCUAAUAAUAUAUGUUCCCAAAAAUUGGAAAUCUUAUACAUAAUUCCCAAAGAACUUCAAUCAUGGGUAGACCUUUAUAUAAGAUCCAUUCCAUUUUAUCUCAUACCAAUCAUAUAAUUCAGUGUCUUUUCUCCCCUCCUGUCUACUUAUCAUAAAUAAAAAGAAAAAUAGUUAACGUAAAAAAAAAAAAAAAAAAAAAAAAAAAAAAAAAAAAAAAAAGUAAUGGCAGGUUCAAGUUGAACAUAUAUAGCAAGAUAUUUCCUAGAUCUAUGCUGAAAAAUAAUAAUUACGAGUACAUAUUAUUGUGAAUAAAAAUACUAGUAGCAAACAACUCUUACAACGUAUAACAAGUCACAUCCACUACUUAGAAUUCUGAUCUUCUGAAAAAUUUAUUUAACGUCAUUUUUCUCUCUCCUCUAAAAAUACACCUCCUCUUCUCUCUCUGCUUCGCUGCACACAACACAUCCUUUUCCACGCCAAAAUUUUCAAUCACAUGCAAAAGUCAGACACUACUCCUAUCAUCAUCAUCCCUCUUAUUCACCACCCCCCUUCCAAUUCCUUUGCUUAUUAGACUUCACUUUUCUCUUCUUCUCUACCCCCUUUCGUUUUUGUCAAAUACGAGUCUGGGUCGCACCUGUCCUCAGCUGCGACUCCUCUAAUAAAAAUGAGAGAAAUGGCAUUUCUCUCUCAGGAUUACAUGAUGUACCAACCGCAUCAUAAUCAUCAUCAUGAAUUCAAUAACGAAGAUGAUGAUCGACAUCAUGAUCCUUCGAUUUCGCUUAACAUCCUUUCUACUUGUCCUCCUCAUCAGGAAUUCCAAGGUGCUCCUGGAGUUCCAUCCUUAGCCAUGAUGAACAGAUCGAUGUCGUUUUCCGGCUACCAUCUACAUCAAAUAGACCAUACUCAACACCAAGACGAUGUAGUCGGAGGAGGCGGUCACGAAGAGCACGAACACGAUCAUCACGGCGGCGGGGGAGAUCAAGACGAGAUGUCGGACGACGGGUCGCAAGUGGUGGUGGUAGGGCCAGGAGGAGGGGAAAAGAAGAAGAGGCUAAACAUGGAGCAAGUGAAAACAUUGGAAAAGAAUUUUGAACAAGCUAAUAAACUUGAGCCUGAGAGAAAAGUGCAGCUUGCUAAGGCUUUGGGAUUGCAGCCUAGACAAGUAGCAAUUUGGUUCCAAAAUAGAAGGGCAAGAUGGAAGACAAAGCAACUUGAGAAAGAUUAUAGCGUGUUGAAGAGACAAUUUGAUUCUCUUAAGGCUGAUAAUGAUUCACUCCUUUCUCAAAACAAGAAGUUACAUGCUGAGUUAAUAACACUAAGAAACAGAGAACCAGCAGAUUAUGGAGCAAUAAACCUAAACAAUGCAGACACAAAGAGCUACUGGAGCAACAAUGGUAGUGAGAUAAGCUCAGACAUGAACCUAAACAACGCCUCAAGAACCGUUACGCCUAGAACCGGAAGUUCGUUAUCCACAAACCCAUCUACAAAACUUCAAUUCCCUCCAAAUUCCUUCAUGCCAACAAGUAUAACCCAAUUCUUACAAACCUCUUCUCCUAAGCCAGAAUUGGACCUUCAAUGUCCCAAAAUUGACCCACAACUUCAUGAUGAUACCUUUUGCACCAUCUACGGUGUCGGUAACGGUGGUGGUGGUGGUGGUGGUGGCAAUGGCGGUAUCGAGAAUCAACCACCGGCCUUUUGGGCUUGGCCAGAACAACAACAAAAUCUUAAUUAAUUAAGCCAAAGCCAAGACAAUGCAAGGAGGGCAUGCAAAACAAUGCAAGCAAUUUAAGCAAAAUUUCUUUAUUAUAUAUAAUAAAGUCUUAUUAUUGCUAAUGCUAAGCUAGAUUUUCUAAUAUAUUACGUAAAAGAAAAAGAAAAAAAAAAUUCUAGCCUUCCAAGUUAAACGUUAAAUUCUUGGCCCUGCAAUUCUAGCUUUUAUUAUAUAUGUGUAAUUAGAAUUUUUUUUUAAAAUUUAUAUAUGUGAUAUUAUUUUUUAUGUUAUGGUAUGUUCUUUGUUGCUUUUUGAUAAUUGUUGUAUAGUACAUUAUUAGUACGUCGCGUAUUUUGUAGUAAAUCCCACUCUUUCUUUUAACCUUACAAGG
Molecule: messenger RNA, 2238 nt
Organism: Chenopodium quinoa (quinoa)
Lineage: Eukaryota; Viridiplantae; Streptophyta; Magnoliopsida; Caryophyllales; Amaranthaceae
Product: homeobox-leucine zipper protein HAT7-like
Exons: 3
Coding region: 801-1868 (355 amino acids)
Biological process (GO): positive regulation of DNA-templated transcription
Cellular component (GO): nucleus
Molecular function (GO): DNA-binding transcription factor activity, RNA polymerase II-specific; sequence-specific DNA binding
Source: RefSeq, a predicted model, not a curated record